Theobroma cacao (cacao) is the source of this 842-nucleotide messenger RNA. Its product is annotated as Ribosomal protein L34. Gene Ontology annotation, biological process: translation. Gene Ontology annotation, cellular component: ribosome; mitochondrial large ribosomal subunit. Gene Ontology annotation, molecular function: structural constituent of ribosome. The record is from RefSeq and is a predicted model, not a curated record. Lineage: Eukaryota; Viridiplantae; Streptophyta; Magnoliopsida; Malvales; Malvaceae.
ACUGUUUCCAAGAUCCACAUCCUCCAGUCAAAUUAAUCCCAUAUUGGAGGAAAACAAGGUGGUCAAACCCAACCCAUCACAUUCCAGCUCUACAGGUAGCCAUUUGAGGUUCUGCAGUUUUGAAAGAUAACUGGAUAAGAAGGUGAGAAACAGAGAAACAGAGACAGUGUGCCAAAAACCAUGGCUUCAAUGUCAGUAAUAACAUCACCUCAAUGGCUUACAGCUAAAUCCAUAAGAACCCAAAUCCCUUCAGCUUCUCUGGCUCUAUUAACAGGUUCGAGAGGAAGAAUUUCGAUCUCUCCCAAUGCGGAAAACAACCCCAAAGCUUGCUCUUCCCUUCUUCACUGCUCCUUUCUCCCUUCUUCCUCAUCUUCUGUCUCUUGCCCUUCUUCUUUUGCAGGGUUAUCUUUGGGGAUGGAUUUUAGUUCAAACAAUGGGGUAAGGAAUGAGAAAAGGAGAGGCCUAGUGGUGAGGGCUGGAAAGGCUGCUCUUUGUCAAACAAAGAGGAAUAGGUCUCGGAAAUCUUUGGCUCGAACUCAUGGGUUCCGUAGAAGAAUGAGAACAACUAGCGGAAGAGCUGUCUUGAAACGUCGACGUGCUAAGGGUCGGAAGGUCCUUUGCACCAAAUCCAAUCCAAACAGUGGGAAGCGUAGUUAAACUAUUUCUCUUUGUUUCAGUUUGCAAUAUUCCGUAAAAUGUGGCAUUUUUUUUUUUAUCAUCUUUAGAGGAUAAAUUAGGCAAAACUUAGCCAAUGCCUCUUAUGUUGUUUCAAUUGUGCAAUAUUUGUAGACUGAAAUUCACAUUUUAAUUGUUAUAUUCUACUAUUUUUUUUGUUGUCUAUA